AUGAUCGUACGAAACUUGCUUCGGAUAUGCCGCCAGACGGAGGCUUGUGCUACACUUCUGCGCCGCGGUCAGCAAUGUCGCGCGCUCCAUUCAACCCAUCCUGUCCGCCAACCUGGUCUCGAGAACAUUUUGUCUGGCGGACCUGCUCCUGCGGUACAGGUUAGGACCAUGACCUCUAAUGGUAUACAACUUCAAGAUGGCCUGGUGAUCCCCGGACCGUGCGUUUUUUUGGAGGGCAAGGUCUUGCUAUGGGAUAUCCCCCAAGACUUGACAAAAUGGACGAGGGAACGGUUCGAAGUGUUUGACAUAGUUGUUCCUAAACCUGAGAUUCUUCUGAUAGGCACAGGGAAAACCGUGGCCAUGCCUCCUCCCGCUAUUCGACAAUACCUUAAUGAGAUUGGAAUUCAAAUCGAUGUAAUGGAUACAUGGAAUGCAUGCUCGACGUACAAUCUUCUAGCUGAGGAAGGCAGACGUGUAGCUGCAGCACUACUACCCAACUUCCCAUACAACUGGAAGCAAUGA
This is a messenger RNA of Punctularia strigosozonata HHB-11173 SS5, 522 nucleotides long. Its product is annotated as DUF498-domain-containing protein. Lineage: Eukaryota; Fungi; Basidiomycota; Agaricomycetes; Corticiales; Punctulariaceae. The record is from RefSeq and is a predicted model, not a curated record. The transcript has 4 exons. Gene Ontology annotation, cellular component: mitochondrial inner membrane. Gene Ontology annotation, biological process: mitochondrial respiratory chain complex I assembly. Bases 1 to 522 code for a protein of 173 amino acids.